AUGCUGGGGCUCGGGUGGAUCUUCGGGCAGGAUGAGGCCAGCGUCGCCAUUGGCGAUUAUGCGCCGAACGAGCUCGUGGUGGAGCUGGAGAAGGCGUGCGAGGACACCAAAGACCCGAAGCAGGGCCUGGAGCUGUACGACGAGCUCUGGAGCAAGGUGUCGGCGGCCAGGGAGAGGAGCAGCAGGCUCAAGCUGGAGAAGGAGCUGCGUGGCGAAGCGUUCGAGAGCUACGACGAGCAGGCCCUGAACCAAGGCGUCAUCAAAUGGCUCAAAUUCGCUUUCUGCCAUCAGGACGUCAAGAAAUGCCCAGGGAUCGGCAUGGACUGGCGGAAGUCUGGGGUCGCCGUCGCGAGGACCUUCUUCGGCCUGAAGAGGGCUCGGGAGGAGCUGGCCAGAGCGGGGUUCGUGGCCCAGUUGCUGAUCCUGUCGCUGCCGGAAGACGAGGACGAGGACGACGCCAAUGGACGCCAGGACGACGGGCAGGAGGACACGGCUUCGGCGCGCAGGCACAUGGAGCUGCAGAUAUAUGUGGCGGAGGUGUUGGCCGAGAUUGUUCAGUAUGCUGAGUUCUCUGUUUAUAUGUGCUCGAUCGCCGUGCUGAAUUUCGUCUGCAUCUGCCUCAACCAGGUUCCCGAGGCCAUCGACUACGCCGCCAGAGUGCUCUCCAAGCUCUCGGACGACGAGAGCAACCUGGUGAUUCUGAUGGAGGCGUCCGUGGGCAGUGUCCUGGAGUACUUCUUCAACACGUGCAACCACAAGCGCUACUCCGAGGACGGCAGGGGCGCCGCCACGUGGCGCGGCAGCGCCUCGACCGCGGACGACCAGCUGAGGCAGUACAAUCGGGACAUAUCCGCGCUGAGCGACUGUGCCCGUGUCCUCGGGACCUUGAUACAGUUCAGCCACGAAGUCCGCGUGCACCUCCCCACCCUCAUCGGCGUGUUCUGGGGCGCCGUGGACCCGAGCAGCCGGCGGGCGAGGAAGCCGGACGCGGCGACGGACGACGUCCGCCUCCUUGCGGAGCUUGCCAGGCUUCUCUACUGGGAGUUCAGACGAGAUACCGACAACAUGGAGGUGCUGCUCAACGCCGCGGAAGAUUCCAGCGUGGAUCACGUUCUGGAGACGCUGGCGAGGAUAUGGUCGAGGUGCGUCGAGAUGCACAUGUUCUUGACGGAUAACGGAGGCGAGUUCGCUCGUGCCGUGGAGGCCGCCGCAGAGUCCGACCAGGAGCUCCCGACGCAUUUGCAGCUCCGAGAGCACUUCCUGGAUUCGGAGGACGAACAGGCGUACAGGAAGAAAUGCCCCAUUCAUCCACGCGAGUUGCUUUCGAAAAUACGUUACGCGAGGAUGCUGUUGUGCUACAUGAAUUGCGCGCUCUGGAUAUUGCUCCCGCUGCCGCAGAUUCGAUGGAAGAUGAUUGACAUGGGAUGGAAAAAGUUGCACUACGCCUUCGACCUCCAGGACGAGGUCAACCUGAGGACUGUUCUUGCAACCGUCAGGUUUGUUGUCGACAUGCCGCACUCCCUGACUUGCCACGACUUCCUUGACUUCUUUGCGGACCAAUUGAUAAUAAUCCGGGGGCGGCGGAUACUGGACAACGAGCUGGAAGUCGAUCACCUGGUCAUGGGCGAAGGAGACAUCAUGCUCUUCCUGGACGCCCUUUCGGUCCUGGCUCUGCAGCGGGGCAUGCAGCUGAAGCUCGCGUCGCACGACCUCUACAACAAGCUCCAGCUGCUGCUCGCACAGGUCGAGCAGAAGCUCGUGGGCGCCAGCCCCGAGGUGCUGCACGCCAUCGAGUUCGCCGCCCUGCGCGCGGCGGCCCAGGUGGCCGUGCACCCCGCCCACCGGCUCAGCUGGAUAGGGCCCACGGUGCCCUACCCGGACCCGGAGCUGUUCGGAGUCGCCCUCCGGCGAUACCUCAAGCAAGGCAACGACAGCGCGAGGACGAUCGCGUCCCUGCUGCUGACGAUCCAGAGCGAGAAGUUUGACGGGCCCGUGGGGGAGUACGAAGCGACCUUCCGGUCCAUCCUGACCUGGUGGCGCGCCAACUCCACCGCCACCUACGAAGCCACCCUCAGCGCCCAGGUGAACGAGGAGCGGGAGGGCGCCCCCGUCCCCGCGGAGCCCGCGAGCCUGCAGCAGCAGCUGGAGCUCGCGAGGAGGCGGAGGGCGGAGGGCCGCUCCCUGACCUUCCGGGCCGCCCUGCAGGUGACGCUGCCUCACCCCAGCAUCCUGGCGCUGUCGCUGUUCAGCCGCAUGGCCCUCGAGCCGAGGUUCAAGCGGGGUGCCGUCGGAUCUUCGACGGGGCCCUGGAGCCGAUCCUGGGCUGCGUGUGCGCGGGGCUCUGGGCCGAGGCGCGGGAGGCUGCGGCGGUAA
Molecule: messenger RNA, 2373 nt
Organism: Prorocentrum cordatum
Lineage: Eukaryota; Dinophyceae; Prorocentrales; Prorocentraceae
Source: the annotation of a GenBank genome assembly